Messenger RNA from Ixodes scapularis (black-legged tick), 2881 nucleotides. Its product is annotated as glutamate receptor ionotropic, kainate 2. Lineage: Eukaryota; Metazoa; Arthropoda; Arachnida; Ixodida; Ixodidae. Gene Ontology annotation, cellular component: postsynaptic membrane; plasma membrane. The transcript has 14 exons. Gene Ontology annotation, biological process: synaptic transmission, glutamatergic; modulation of chemical synaptic transmission; monoatomic ion transport. Gene Ontology annotation, molecular function: glutamate-gated receptor activity; transmitter-gated monoatomic ion channel activity involved in regulation of postsynaptic membrane potential. Bases 1 to 2709 code for a protein of 902 amino acids. The record is from RefSeq and is a predicted model, not a curated record.
AUGGAACCUGAAGUGGGCAAUGACAAGCUCAGAACGACUGAAGGAGACUCGAGGUGGAAGCACGGCUCAUCGUCCGUGCUUGGGCCAGGAAUCAAGUCUGACGCGAAAAUCUUGACAGAUCUUCAAGACUGCGACUUCGAGCUGACACUCAAGUUCCUAGAGAACUUGAACAGUUGGAGUGAGGCCAAGAACAAACGGGCCUGCAAGCUGCUGUCCAUGGGCGUGAUGGCCAUCGUGGGUCCCACGUCGGCCGCGGGCUCUGCGGCGGUCAGCGCGGUCUGCCGGCGUUCACGGGUUCCGCACUUGGUCACGCUCGGCCAAGACGUGGACGAGGAAGCCGUGCGACAUCCCGACACGUCCGUGUCCGUGCGCCUCUCGCCGGAACAGAGCGGGUUGUCCAGAGCGCUGAGGGACCUGGUCACUCGCAAGGCCUGGAGCACCUUCACGCUUCUCUACGAGGACAGCCAAGCUUUGGUACGACUUCGAGAACUACUGCUGCUGUCUCCGGCCGAGGGUGCUCUUUUCCGGUUACGGCAACGCUCCCCUUUGGAGGACCUGCGCAAGGUGUUCCGUGAGGUUGGACGCAGAGGGGAGUCUAACCUGAUGCUGGACGUGCCCGCAGGACACCUCAGAGAGUACCUAUUCCAGGCACAGCAAGUUGGGAUGCUCACGGAAUACCACAACUACAUCGCAACGUCCCUGGACUUGCACACGCUGGACCUGCGGCACUUUUACUCGUCGCGCUGCAACCUGACGGGGUUCCAGCUCGUCGACCCCGACAAGCCGGGGCUCAAGAAUCACCAGGACGAACGGGUGGUGGCUGGGGCCGACCCGCUGGCCAUGCUGUCCCCGAGGGCGAAGGAGUUCCAGAGGAGCGUCAAGUCCGACGCAGCCCUGGCGCACGACGCAGUGUUGUCCUUCGCCCGGGGACUACAGGCUCUGAGCCGAGCCCGCAGCCUGGAACCCAAGCACGGAGCCACGUGCGACCCGGGAUCCACCCCGUGGGCCUACGGUCUCUCGCUCGCCACGCAGAUCAAAGCCGGAUCCGUGACGGGCCUCAGUGGAAGAGUCCAGUUCGACAGCUUCGGAGCCCGAACCAACAUCUCCUUCAAUCUCGUGGAACUCAAGGACGUGGGACUGAGUCGAGCUGGGACAUGGGAUGCAACACGUGGCAUCCACUACCGCCAAAACUACAGCUCUCUUUACCAGGAGGUUGCCCUGUCGCUACGGAACAAGACAUUCCGCGUUACCACCAUUCUCAGCGAGCCGUACGUGAUGCUAAAAAGCGGCUCUAAGACCACUGCGUCGGAAGGCGAUCGUCUGGAGGGCUUCUGCAUCGACCUUCUUCGCGAGAUGGCGCUGCUGCUGGGCUUCCGCUUCGAGAUUCGCUUGGUGCGUGACAGCGCGUACGGGGUCAGCAACGAGCACGGCGAGUGGAACGGACUCGUCCGAGAAGUGAUGGACAGGGAGGCGGACCUGGCCAUAGGCGACCUGACCAUCACCCUAGCCCGGGACCGCGCCGUCGACUUCACCCUGCCCUUCAUGAACACGGGUAUCGGCAUCCUGUACCGGAAGCCCGCCCAGGACUCGCGGCUCUUUUACUUCCUGCUGCCACUGUCCCUGGACGUCUGGCUGUGCGUGCUGGGAGCCUACCUAGGCACCGGCGCCCUGCUCCACCUGGUGGCCCGCAUGGCGCCGCUUGAGUGGCGGCAGCCGGAGCAGCGGCAGCACAGCGCCAAGUGCGACUGCGACCGCUCCCUGACGGACAAGCCCCGGAACGUGUUCAGCCUGUACAACAGCCUUUGGUACACCACCACGGCGCUGCUGUAUCAGAGCUGCGAGACCAAUCCCAGGGCGGCCUCCACGCGACUGGUGGCCAUCACCUGGUGGCUCUUCUCGCUGGUCAUCGUGUCCUUCUACACGGCCAACAUGGCCGCCUUCCUGGUCAACGAGAAGCUCAAGUUUCCCAUAGAAAACGUCCACGACCUGGCGCGACAGUCCAAGAUACAGUACGGGUGCGUCUUGUCCGGAUCCACGGCGGCGUUUUUCAAGGAAUCGAAACUUGAGCCUUUCGAGAAGAUGUGGACGGUGAUGUCGAGCUCUCCGGGCGAAGUGCUGACAGCGUCGAACGCCGAAGGUGUGGAGCGCGUGCUGCGCGGCAACUACGCCUUCUUCAUGGAGUCGUCCACCAUCGAGUACCUGGUGGACCGCGAUUGUCGGUUAGCCCAGAUCGGGGGGCCGCUGGAUUCCAAGGGGUACGGCUUUGCCCUGCCCAGAGGAUCGCCGUACACACCGCACCUCUCCUCAGCCAUCCUGCAGCUUCAAGACAGCGGCGUCCUGCAGAAGCUCAAGAAGCGCUGGUGGACGGGGCACUGCUCAAGUCAGGAGUCCAGCAAGGUGGACUCGGGCGAAGAGGUGAACGCCCUGAGCGUCUCCAAUGUCGGGGGCAUCUUCUUGGUGCUCCUCGGCGGCCUUGGCGUGUCCAGCGUCAUCGCUAUCCUGGAGUUUGUCUGGAAGACGCGUCCCUCCAAUGUCAAACACUCGUCUCCGGGCAGCUGUGCCCUCAAGGAAAUCUCUCGAGAGGAAUCGAAGACGUCCUUGAGCAACCAGUCCAUGUCCGCGGAGAACGCCAUCUCUGUCCUGCCGCCGACUGUCCUGAAGGUGGACAUCGUGGACACGGCCGACGCGCAGCGUCCGGACGUGUCCUAGCAGUACGCCGGGUCACCAGAUGUGCUUGCGACUGCCACGCACAUCCCAGAGGCCUUCUGGUGACUCGCUGCUCUAGGACACGAUGCUUUCCUGCCGCCAUAGGACUCUGUUUACCAAAGAAAUCGAUCGUGUGUGCCACCGCAAUGCCGGACAUUCUGCGGAAAAGCUCCUG